AUGGAGCGGUUCCAGCGCUACGGUAUCAUCCUUAUCAUCCUCAUCGGCGUACUAUGUGCCCAACCAAAGGCCAAUCAUUUGUUCCCGGCAAAGGGAAGCAAUGCCACAGACCUUAGCAGUCGACUAGUUAGUCAAAUAGUUUUCAAUUCUACACUCAAUCAUCUAGCGGUAGACAGAAGCACAGGGAAUGUCUAUAUAGGAGCACUAAAUAAGCUGUAUCAAAUAACGAACGAUCUAAACAUCGUGACAGCCGUAACGACGGGUCCUCAAAAUGAUUCGUACCAGUGUACGAUCCUUGAGUGUCCGGGCGAUGCCGUAAAGAAGCCGAUGGACAACGUCAACAAGGUGCUGCUAAUCGACCAGAAUGCGAAAAAUCUGAUCGUGUGCGGUUCGCUGUUCCAGGGAAUCUGUCACAUCCGUAACCUGCACAACAUCAGCACCGUCGAGCACGAGGUGUUGGAAGCAGUCGUCGCAAACACGGCCAACGCGAGCACGGUCGCGUUCAUCGCGCCCGGCCCACCGCUGGCGUCGCCGGAGAACAAUGUCCUGUAUGUGGCGGUCACGUUCACGAACAAUUCGCCCUACCGUAGCGAAAUACCGGCAGUGUCCUCACGCAGUUUGGCGCGGGAUCGAUUGUUUCAGUUGGCGGCCAGCGCCGUCACGACUGGCACCCGGCUGUUCGUUAACAAUUAUGCGCGCGAGACGUACAUUAUCAAUUACGUGUAUGGGUUUAGCUCGGAUCGGUUCUCCUACUUCCUAACGACUCAGUACAAAAGCAGUUCCCAUUACGCCUCGAAGGAACGUAUCACCAAGCUGGUGCGUAUAUGCCAGGACGACUCGCACUACCAUUCGUACACCGAGAUCCCGGUGGACUGCACCAGCAAGGACGGGACGAAGUUCAAAAUCGUAAGCGCAGCGUACGUUGGUAAGCCGGGCCACGAGCUCGCCCAAAGCCUCGAGAUCACGACGAGCGACGAUGUACUGUUCGCCGUGUUCGAAGCAACGUCCGCCAACCGGUCUGCUCUGUGUGUGUACUCGCUGAAAGCGGUGCGUAAGAAGUUCAUGCACAACAUCAAGAAAUGCUACAAUGGAGAGGGACUGCGUGGAUUGGAUUACAUCUCGCAGAACAUGCCGUGCAUUGCGACCAAGCUGCAGACGAUCGGGGAGGACUUUUGCGGCCUGGACGUCAACUCUCCGCUCGGUGGCGAGCAGGCGGUUGCCUCGCUCGCAGUGGUACUGUCCGAAGAGCGUAUGACUUCGGUGGCGGUAACGGCCACUUCCAACUUCACCGUCGUGUUUAUCGGUACCGAGACGGGGCAGCUGAAAAAGAUUGUCAUGGAGUCGUCCACGUCGGCGAUGCAGUACGCGACGAUGAACGUUGACGUCGGCUCGCCGAUCCAGCCCGACAUGCAUCUCGAUCCGGAAAACGAUGACCUCUACCUGAUGUCGCGCUACAAACUGUUCAAGAUUCGCAUCUAUGACUGCUCCAUCUACAGCACGUGCAUUUCCUGCCUUUCGGCUAAGGAUCCCUUCUGCGGGUGGUGUUCGCUCGAGAAUAAGUGCAGCCGGAAGUAUGAGUGCCAGAACAAUUCGAAGGACCCACUGUCAUGGCUGAGCUACAAGUCUGGCAAAUGUACCACGAUCACGAGCGUCACGCCGCACCAGCUACAGCGUACUACUGCCCGCACCCUCGAGCUUAUCAUUGAAAAUUUACCCAACCUCAAGGAACCGCUUGUUUGUGCGUUCACCUUUGCCAACAUGGAGAAACCGAUCAUCACGAACGCAACGAAGAAGCGCAACGGUGUGAACUGCACUACGCCUCGGACUGAUUUGCUGCCACAGAUUGGAUAUGGCGAGAAUCAUUUCAAUGCGACACUGUCGAUUAAAACAUCCCAAGGGCCAGACAUAGUGUCUACCACGUUCACGUUCUUUGAUUGCAGUACGCACUUGUCCUGCACACAGUGCGUUUCGUCCAAGUUCCCGUGCGAUUGGUGCGUGGAGGCGCACCGUUGCACCCACGAUACGGCGGAGAACUGCCGUAACGACAUCCUGGUGACUGGUAUCAGCCGCAUCGGCCCGAGCUAUCGGUCCGGUCCCGGCUUCUGCCCGACGAUCAACGUGACGGGCGAUGGGUCAGAGAUUCUGGUACCGGCUGGUUCCAAGAAAUCGGUCAAGGUGAAGGUGCACAUCAUUGGUCAGUUUAUCGUGCAGACACGCUUCGUGUGUCAAUUCAACGUCGAGGGUCGGGUGACGAGCGUUAACGCGCAGUUGCUCGGCGACACGAUCUACUGUGAUGCGAUGGAGUUCACGUACUCGGCGAAAACGUCCAAGCUGAAUGCAACCUUUGCCGUCAUCUGGGGUGGCUCGAAACCUCUAGACAAUCCGAAUAACAUUCACGUCGUUAUAUACCGGUGUCGAGACAUGUCGGACAGUUGCGGCGUGUGCCUGGCGCUGGAUGAGAAGUACAAGUGUGGCUGGUGCUCGUCAUCGAACACCUGUGAGGUCGAGGACCAGUGCGGUAUCUCGGGCAAGGUGGAGGGCCAAAACAAGACCGACUGGUUGAACAAUCAACAGACUUGCCCCAAUCCGGAGAUCCACUCGUUCGACCCGAAAACGGGCCCGUGGGAGGGCGGCACCAACAUUACCAUCCGUGGUAUCAAUCUGGGCAAGAAGUUCGAGGACGUGUACGGUGGUAUCAAGAUCGCUGGCAUCGACUGCAUGCCGUUCCGGGAGUUGUACGUGCAGACAAAAGAAAUCGUAUGCAGUGUCGAUGGACCGGGCGUAAAGUCACAUCGGUCGGGGCGCGUCGUGGUGCAGAUCUCGGACUUCCGCGGGGAAUCGGCGAACGAUUUCGAGUUCGUGGACCCCGAAAUCAAAAACUUCGAACCGAAGCACGGCCCAAUCGCGGGUGGUACAACGAUCAAGAUUGUUGGUAAGUACCUCAACACCGGCAGCCGUGUACGCGCUUUCCUCGAUCAGCACGCGUGCGAGAUACUGAGUACCAACGACCGGGAGGCCACCUGCCGCACCACUGCCGUACCGAGUCAGAUGCAUGGUAAACUGAAGAUGGUCUUCGACAACGGUGUACGGGAGCUGAAUGGCGAUCUGUUUGAGUACGUGCCGAACCCGUGGAUCGAUUAUGUGACGUCGGGACACGAAAGUAAAACGGCGAAAGGAAUUCCUGCCGGCGGCAUCAAGAUGGCCGUGCAUGGCAAAAACUUCGGCUCCAUCCAGCGGCCCCAGAUUUACGUUUACUACAAUGGGCAGAUCUCGUUGAACGAGUGCAACACAAUCAACCCGCAGCUGAUGGAAUGCUUUUCACCAAAGAUCGAUAUCCAGGACGAUCCGUUCAAGAGCUCGGACGAGCCGCUCAAACUAGAGUACGGCUUCAUCAUGAACGAUGUGAUGGCCGUGCGUAACCUGUCCGCACAGUGGGGUAGCUUCUUCGAGCUUUACCCUAACCCGACGUAUCAGCAGUUCGACGAGGUGAAGCACUUCAACAGCGACUACCUCACGAUCAACGGUCGCAACAUGGAUCGCGCCUGCAAAGAGAGCGACGUGGUGGUGAAGAUUGGAGACAACGCGGUAUGCAACAUAACGUCACUUUCGCGUCAGCAGCUCACGUGCCGCCCACCCAUGGACCCGGACACGAAGAAGGUGCACGUCAAGGUGAUCGUCGGCAACUCGCUCCAGUUCGAUAUAGGCUACAUGGUGUACUCGUCGGCCGGCAUCUUACCGAGCUUCAACAGUAAGGCAGUCAUCUUUACCGUGAUCGUAGCGAUCGCACUGUUCUUCAUCGUGAUCGUUGCGUUGGUCGUGGCGUAUCGUAAGAAAACGAGUGAAAACAAUCGUGUGCUGAAGAACAUGCAAGAGCAGAUGGACAUACUCGAGCUACGGGUUGCCGCCGAGUGCAAGGAAGCAUUUGCGGAACUGCAGACGGAGAUGACUGACCUCGGCGGUGACAUCACGUCCGGCGGCAUACCGUACCUGGUGUAUCGCUCGUACGCGAUGAAGAUCCUUUUCCCGAACCACGACGAUCAUGUGGUGCUGCAGUGGGAGAAGCCAGAGCUGCUGCGCAAGGAAAAGGGCCUCCGCCUGUUCGGCCAGCUGGUGAUGAACAAAACGUUUCUGCUGUUGUUCAUUCGUACGCUCGAGAGCAAUCGUUACUUUUCGAUGCGCGAGCGCGUGAAUGUGGCCUCACUGAUCAUGGUUACGCUGCAAAGCAAGCUGGAGUACUGUACCGACAUCCUAAAGACGCUGCUGGCCGAGCUGAUCGAGAAGUGCAUCGACGGAAAGUCACACCCGAAGCUGCUGCUGCGCCGCACGGAAUCGGUGGCGGAGAAAAUGCUGUCUGCCUGGUUCACCUUUCUGCUGUACAAGUUUCUGAAGGAGUGUGCCGGUGAGCCACUGUACAUGCUGUUCCGCGCGGUCAAGGGCCAGAUCGACAAGGGCCCGGUCGAUGCGAUCACACACGAGGCCCGGUACUCGCUGAGCGAAGAGAAGCUCAUUCGGCAGAUGAUCGAGUUUAAGGUGAUCACGGUGUACGCCAGCAUCACACAGCCGCCGAUCCUGUGCAAUAAUAUCGAAAUGAUUCCCACCAACACUGAAAACAUUCCAGUCAAGGUGCUCGACUGCGACAGUAUCGGGCAGGUGAAGGAGAAGUGUCUCGAUACGAUUUAUAAAGCGAUCCCCUGGAGCCAGCGGCCACGCAAAGAGGAUCUCGAUCUCGAGUGGCGCACCGGUAGCGCUGGUCGACUGAUUCUGUACGACGAGGACUCGACCUCGAAGACGGACGGUGAGUGGAAGAAGCUGAACACACUGCACCACUACCGAGUCAGCGAGGGCGCCUGCCUCAGCCUCGUACCGAAGGAAAGCUCGAUCUACAAUAUCACGCUGCUGGGCGAGAAAUACUCGGAGAAGAUACAUAAGUACGAAACAUUAAACAUAUCGAAGUUCGUCUCACCGUCGCCUCCGUUCAGUCGCGCCGGCAGCCCGAUGAACGUGGAUUUACAAGAAAACAGCCUAAAGUAUUGGCACCUGGUGAAACACCACGACAGCGAUGGCUCGAAGGAAGGUGAACGCGUUAAUAAGAUGGUUUCGGAGAUUUACCUUACUCGACUGUUAGCCACUAAGGGUACGCUUCAGAAAUUUGUCGACGACCUGUUCGAAACCAUCUUCAGCACCGCACACCGUGGCUCCGCACUGCCACUAGCAAUAAAGUACAUGUUUGAUUUCCUAGACGAUCAAGCGCUUUUACAUGGUAUUACCGAUCCGGAGGUUGUGCACACCUGGAAGAGUAACAGUUUGCCGUUACGCUUCUGGGUGAAUCUCAUAAAGAAUCCUAACUUCGUUUUUGAUAUUCACAAGUCCAAUAUCGUGGACUCUUGCCUUUCGGUUGUGGCUCAAACGUUCAUGGACUCGUGUUCAACGUCCGAUCACCGACUAGGGAAAGAUUCUCCGAGCUCAAAGCUGCUGUACGCUAAGGACAUUCCCUCGUAUCGGGAAUGGGUCGAGCGAUACUAUAACGACAUCAGAGAAAUGCCCGCCAUCUCGGAUCAAGACAUGAACGCGAUGCUGGCCGAAGAGUCUAGGUUGCAUACGACCGAAUUUAAUACCAACUGCGCCCUACACGAGCUUUAUCAGUACGCAGUCAAAUACAACGAGCAACUGACAGUCACGCUGGAGGAGGAUGAGUUUUCGCAGAAGCAGCGUCUGGCAUUCAAGCUGGAGCAGGUGCACAGUAUCAUGUCCGCGGAGUGAGAGAAUAAGAUUGCAUAUAAUUGAUGAU
Anopheles cruzii is the source of this 5788-nucleotide messenger RNA. RefSeq names its product plexin-A2 (gene PlexA). The transcript has 9 exons. Bases 1 to 5760 code for a protein of 1919 amino acids. Lineage: Eukaryota; Metazoa; Arthropoda; Insecta; Diptera; Culicidae. Gene Ontology annotation, cellular component: semaphorin receptor complex. Gene Ontology annotation, molecular function: semaphorin receptor activity; protein binding. The record is from RefSeq and is a predicted model, not a curated record. Gene Ontology annotation, biological process: regulation of cell migration; semaphorin-plexin signaling pathway involved in axon guidance; motor neuron axon guidance.